Molecule: messenger RNA, 3766 nt
Organism: Larimichthys crocea (large yellow croaker)
Lineage: Eukaryota; Metazoa; Chordata; Actinopteri; Sciaenidae
Product: neurabin-2
Exons: 10
Coding region: 538-2967 (809 amino acids)
Biological process (GO): neuron projection development; calcium-mediated signaling; actin filament organization
Cellular component (GO): postsynaptic density; dendrite; actin cytoskeleton
Molecular function (GO): actin filament binding
Source: RefSeq, a predicted model, not a curated record
GGAGGUCUGACGGGCACUAAGACCCGGCGGCCGCCUGGCUCCAUGCAGCAGCAGCUCCGCCGCUGUGAGGACCAGCAGAAAUCUGCAGCUCGCUCCCAGAAUGAAGAGAUCAAAAUGAUGCUGCCUCUGAAAAGGGAUUAAACGUAAGCAAUCUGUCGUCAGCUGCGGUAAAUCCGCGGCUCCUCACUUGUUCCACUUGUGCGUGCACGUAUUUUUUAUUUAUUUGUAUUCUAUUCCAAUGAGCAAUCAUCUGUGAUCUGUGCGUGUUAGGGUUUUUUUUGCAUUGUUGCAACUGCAGGCGAGCUAAUGACAGAUGCAUCGUGCUCACUUUCUCCGUUGCAUUGGACGAGCUUUGCAGCGGAUGCAGGCAGGCCUUUAACGCGAGCUGUUGUUUUUGUUUCUCUCCAUCUGCCCGGUCUAGUCUGAGCGCCACCUCGCGAGGAAUCCGGCUGCAGAUUUCGCCAAACCCUCCCCCGGUGGUGUUUGAGAAAAGCAGACAUGCCGUCGCUGAGCAUCCGUCGCGACGCUUGACUGACCAUGAUGAAGACCGAAUCCACAUCCAAGAGCACCGGCGGCUCGGGCUCUACGCUCAGGAGCCCAUCCCCGCACAGAAACGCGUACGAGGCGGGGAUGCAGGCCCUGAAGCCCGUCAAAGACAAUGCUGCGAACGGGGACCUGCAGGAGGGCCCCCGAGGGCGCAGGUACGGCUCCAAUGUGCACCGUAUUAAGAACAUGUUCCAGCAGAUGCAGACCACAUGCCCAGCCGAUGCGGAGCUGGGAGAGGAGGUCGCCAGGAACGCCGACAAAUCCGUGCGCCUCUCCCUCCCCAGAGCCGGGAGCCUGAACGAAAACGUGGACCACAGCGCGCUGCUGAAGCUCGGAUCCACCGUGUCCGAGCGCGUCAACAAGUUCGACAUCAAGCCGGAGAACGGGCACCAGCGGGCCUCCUCACCCAGCUACUCCAAGCUGCAGGAGACCCGCCGCAUCUUCGAGCAGCAGCAGCAGGAGAAGCUGGCCACCACCAGGGUCCUGCUGAAGACAGACAAGGCCUCAGGCUUCCAGGAUGGCAGGUUGGACGUGGUGGCUCGCUUCAACGGCAGCACGGAGUCCCUGGACAGCCUGGACACCAGCGAGGCUGUGUCACCCACAGUCAGCCAGCUCAGUGCUGUGUUUGAACGGGCUGCCGAGCUCCGGAACAACCUCCACCGCCUCUCCUCUACCCCACCGCUCCCUUCCAGGGGGGUCAGCGCCAAGGUGGGUGUGUUGAACUCCAAAAUAAUCACAAAGAGGGUUUGUGCCUUUGCAGCAGGCAACCAGGAGGAAGAGACGAGCAAUCAGAACGGCCAAGAGGGGCCACCGAGGGUCCCCAGGGGGAGGGUGACACCCCCAUCGGAGAGCAUUAACGGGGGCCAAAGUGCCCAGACGACUACUGAACACUACAGUGCUGUAGGAGAGCCCAACGAGCUGAGGGAAAAGACUGUCGCGGAUGCAGGCGUCGAAGCGAAAGCCGAGGUCAAACCCGAGGAGCCGGGCGGCGCAGCAUCUCACCCUGACAUCCGCAUCUCCGUGGAGAAUGGAGAAACCGAGAAGCAAAGCUCCACGAAGGGCGGCGAGAUGCUCAGGCAGGAGGGGGACACGGCUAAGGAUGCUGGCGAGGAGGAAGAGGAGGACAGGACGCUGAGGGACGACCAGUCGGGACGCGACUCUGUGGAUAUCAGUACCUACAGCGCCGUCGGGGAAGACUUUGGAGGAAGCCAGGUGGACGAGGAGGAAGAGGAGGUGGACGACCGCUACGAGCCCGAGUCCAGUUGCGUGGAGAUCGUCGGGCUGCCCGCGGAGGAGGACCCACCGCCUUCAAGGAAGAUCCGCUUCAGCACGGAGCCCAUCAAGGUGUUUGCCACGUACCCCAAUGAAGACUACGACAGGCGCAAUGAAGACGUGGACCCCAUGGCAGCGUCUGCUGAGUACGAGCUGGAGAAAAGGGUGGAGAGGCUGGACCUGUUCCCUGUGGAGCUGGAGAAAGAUGGCGACGGCCUGGGCAUCAGUAUCAUCGGGAUGGGUGCUGGAGCUGACAUGGGCUUGGAGAAGCUGGGCAUCUUUGUGAAGACAGUCACAGACGGAGGAGCAGCACACAGGGAUGGCAGGAUUCAGGUGAACGAUCUGAUUGUGGAGGUGGAUGGGACCAGUUUGGUGGGAGUCACCCAGAGCUUCGCCGCCUCCGUACUCAGGAACACCUCAGGAACUGUCAAGUUCGUGAUUGGGCGAGAGAAGCCGGGAGAGCAGAGCGAAGUGGCGCAGCUCAUCCAGCAGACCCUGGAGCAGGAACGCUGGCAGAGGGAGAUGAUGGAGCAGCGCUACAACCAGUACAUGGACGAACAAGAGGGCGGUGAAUACGGCACAGAUGAGGAAGAGGACGAGGACGAGGAAGUCAGCCCGCCGUAUCCAAGCGCCAUCGAGGUGUUUGACUUGGCAGAGAAUGAGGACAUGUCGCCUCUGGAGACAGACCCUGAGAAACUGGCCCAUAAAUACAAAGAACUUCAGAUAAAGCAUGCUGUCACCCAGGCUGAGAUCCAACAGCUGAAAAGAAAGCUGCACCACGCGGAGCAGGAGAAGCAGCGCUGGCGUAUGGAUAAAGCCCAGCUGGAGCAGACCCUGCAGGAGAACAAGGAGCGUAUGGAGAAGCUAGAGGGCUACUGGAUGGAGGCUCAGAGCCUUUGUCAGGCGGUGGACGAGCACCUGAAGGAGACACAGUCCCAGUAUCAGACGCUGGAGCGCAAGUACAGCAAAGCCAAACGCCUGAUCAAGGAGUAUCAGCAGAAGGAGAUCGAGUACCUGAAGAAGGAGACCCAGCGUUGUGCACAAGUUGGAGCUGAGGCCUCUCUUCUCAAAGAGGAGUCCGGACAUCUCCAAGAGCAGGUGGCUGAUCUGGAGUGCCGUGUCGAGGAGCUGAAAUCUGAACCUUUAUAAAAGCCUUCAGUCCGUUACGUAUCUCAGAAAGCAGAAGAUAGUGUUAUUGUGCUCGCAAUGACCUGCAGGGUAUUUCUUGUCUCCAACCUGAGCUUGGUUUCUGGUCGCAUACUGUACACGUGUCCUCAGGCUUUGUGUUUUGGCCACUUAACCCCCGUUUUUAACCAUUUUUUUGUUAACACGAACGGUUUUAUCAUCACGAACACAGACUCUGUCGAGCUCUAGAUGUGUACUGUUCCUUUUUUCAUUUUCAGUAUUUUAUCCCUUAAUUUGUGUUUUUUUUGUGACAGACCGGGCUGUUGCUUUUAAUUGCCAAAAAAAAAAACCCAACAAAAAAAAACAAAUUUCCUUUAAUUUCUUUCGCCUAGUUUUGUUUUGUACAGACGUGAUACUGUGUGGUUUAACAAUCAGUUUGGUUUGUAAAAAAUUUUAAUAUGUGUAUAACAUUUAACAUAAUAUAAACUAAUGAGAUUGAGGGUUGUUUGUAUAUUUUAUGUGAUGAAGAUGUGUAAAUUGGACGGAGAUUGCACUGAAGAAGAAGACAUCGACAAAGGUGCUUCACUGGAUCGGAGGAAGAAAAACGGGAACAAGUGUUGAAGAGGUGUCUUCGAAAUUGUACAAACAGUAACCCAACCUUCGUAGGGGUCUUGUCACUUAACCUUGAGAACCACCUGCUGCCUACCUUUCAGAAAGUGUUUGUGUUUUUUUUACACAUUAAGACUCACGUGAUGAGCGUCAAACCCUCCGGUUUCAACCCCCUCGCGUCUUUCGAAAAACACAGAAACAAGCCUCCACAAAC